CGCGCAAGAAACGGUAGUGUACAACACGUUUCGCUAGCGAUUGUAACAUUUAAGAAAGAUAAAAAGAAUUAUAUGGAUAGAUGGAUGAAUAAAUAAUAAUUAAGUGUAAAGAAAGAAAAGGCUUGGAAAUAAGUUAUCUUAUUGCAAAGUGUUUCUAUAGUGUGUUCCUUUUUUAAGUAGAAGAGCAUAAAGUAAAAUCGAUUUUUCUUGUUACAUAUUUUUUCAAGUUUUCUUUUUGAACAGAGAUCUUUGAAACGCGCAUCUUUUGAAAGAUAAUGUGUUUAUAUAGAGACGAUAUAGAGAAGAAAAAGAUAAGGUAUACAUAUAACGAAUUGCUUAAAUCAUCAGCGGCAUCAAAUCCGUGAAAGGAAUUCGCGAAAGGCUUAACUCUGAAACGUUAGAAGGGCACGACUUGAAUGGAACACAGUUCUCUUGUAAUGUAUAUUACUAGUCUGACUAUAUACAGUUUUAUUUCACUAGCGCAUGAAGCGCGAAGAACAUUUGGCACGAAAACUCUGUUUGAUUGUCGCGGCGUGUUAACAAAAGAUCGUUUCGUUUUUGAUCAAUCGACAAUUUUCAAAAGUGACGCCCGUAUAAACUGAAACCGUGGGAAAAGAUGAAAAAGACAACGGAAAGAAUAGUGUAAAACGUCGACGAAAACAAUGAUUUUCGAUCCAAUCUCCGACGAGCAGAGGAAACAUUUUUUUCGGCAGAAUUAUGGCGCUCAUUUACCUGGCUAUACCGGACAUUGUCCUACUCUUAAAUUUCGAGUUGGAAAACGAUUCGGUGCGUGUACAGAAGAUAUUAUGAAGGAAUUACUUGAGAAGAAAAUUCUCAAAGAAGGGCCUUAUAGACUGAAUUCCGGAAGGGAGCCGAGUGAAAAUGCAUCGAUGCGUUACGAAAAGGAUACGAAAGCAGACUGGAAGAGUGAGACGCGCUUAUUCAGAGCACCCCCCUAUAUCUUGGGAUAUACCGGAUACAUUCCUGGAUUUAAUAGCAUAUACGGUUUAUCCUUCAUGAGAGCCGUUGAAGAAGGAGCCAAGGAAUGGCGUAAAAAUCAAAAUAAGUUAAGAGCCCGUGAAGAAGCAAUGAGAGUCCGCGUCGAAAGACACGAUUCCAGCAACGUUUUGUCCCGAGUGAGGACAGACAACGUAGCGGCUGAAAUCGAUCACAGCCAUCAUCAAAAUUCAACAACGUUUCAUUAUGAAAUUUCGCCCGAGAGACCGCCGAUCGUUGGCUAUACGGGUCAUAUUCCAGGAGCGAGAGGAGAAGUAGCGCUAUCAAAAAGAUACGGACAAGCAGCAAAAAAGGGAUUGGAAUUAGUUCGAAAAGAACGCGAACAAAGACUUGGUAUGUGACAUAGGAAAGAAUAGAACGCUUAAUUCUCACUCAAAGAAAUGACAAUCUUUUCUAUCGAUACAAAGUAUACGAACAUCUACGGGGAUGUAUGUAUAACAAAUAAGAUGAUAACUCUUUACUCACUUUUUCUUUU
Messenger RNA from Osmia lignaria (orchard mason bee), 1492 nucleotides. It is a transcript of the gene Ip6k, whose product is annotated as Inositol hexakisphosphate kinase. The record is from RefSeq and is a predicted model, not a curated record. Lineage: Eukaryota; Metazoa; Arthropoda; Insecta; Hymenoptera; Megachilidae.